ACGUCAGCCAUUGAAAAAAGAAACAGGAACAUCAAGAUCAAACACGCAAUUUUCUCAAUCAGACAGUUUUCCGAUUUUUCCAGAAAACUCCUUCAAUUUCAGUAACGCAAGACGAUUAGACGAAUAUUUCCCAAAAAUUAUCACUCUCAUUUGGUGGAGUAAAAAAUAACGGAGUAAAUAAACGACGGUAUAUUUGUUUUGAUUACUAAAUUUGAAUUGACGUUUUUGUGGAAUUUGGACAAAUACCGGUUGCAUCACUAUGCUAUCUCGAUUGUGUUUGGCUCGUUCUGCAUUCACCGUCACGCAGACGCUUAAAACUCCAGUACCCCAUAGUUUCAUCCCCAAAAACUACGUAGUUAGAAACUAUGCCCGCGACGUUCGUUCCAGAACAGCCACCAGAUCUCAGCCUGGGCUUUGGGAAAGGUUAAUGGCUCCAGCAGGCCCUAAUGCAUUCAGUAUUGGAAAAGGUGCUUUGGCUGGUGCUUCAGCAGUCGGCUUGGUGGCUCUCUGCUACUAUGGUUCAGGUGUUAAACCAGGAACAUUGCAAGAGGCACACUUAUGGCCUGAGUAUGUGAAAGAACGCAUCAAGGCAACAUAUUUUUAUAUUGCUGGGUCAUUGGCCCUGACUGCUGGCAGUGCUGUCACUGUAUUCAGGACUCCUGCUUUGCUUAACUUGGUGGCACGAAAUGGAUGGAUGUCAAUUCUGAUAACAAUGGGUCUGAUGAUUGGAUCAGGGAUGGUGGUGAGAGGCAUGGAUUAUACCCCUGGGAUUGGGGGGAAACAACUUGCUUGGGUGGUGCACACUGCAAUCAUGGGUGCAGUCAUUGCCCCCAUGUGCUUCCUAGGUGGACCGGUGCUGACUCGAGCUGCUUGGUACACAGCGGGCGUGGUGGGCGGGCUGAGCGCGAUCGCGGUGUGCGCGCCGUCGGGCGAGUUCCUGAGCAUGCGCGCGCCGCUGGCCAUGGGGCUGGGCGCGGUGUUCGCCGCCUCGCUGGCCGGCGUGUUCCUGCCGCCCACCUCCGCGCUCGGAGCAGGCUUAUAUUCACUUAGUCUCUAUGGUGGAUUAAUAGUAUUCAGCGGAUUCCUGCUAUAUGACACGCAAGCGAUCAUCAAGCGCGCAGAAAUGCAUCCUAAAUAUUCAAUGCAACCCUACGACCCAAUAAAUUCGGCAAUCUCUGUAUAUUUGGACGUCCUCAAUAUCUUUAUGCGCAUCGCUAUCAUCUUGUCCGGGGGAGGCGGCAAUAGGAGGAAGUAAAUUAGAUAUUUUACCUAGUAUUGUUCAUAUUAUAGCGUUAACCAAUCUUUCCUAUGUUAAAUCUCAUGCGAAAUAAAUAGUAGUAAGAAGGCGAAAUUAGCAGUUUUGUUCCCCAUUUUUCAAAUAAUUGUGAUAUUAAGCAGGGGAAGUAUUAUUUUUGUUAAUCGAAAAGGCGUUUACGUUGCGCGGACGUUAAUUUGGACUUAAUUAAAUGCAAAUUAACAAG
Messenger RNA from Plodia interpunctella (Indianmeal moth), 1481 nucleotides. Its product is annotated as growth hormone-inducible transmembrane protein-like. Bases 260 to 1255 code for a protein of 331 amino acids. The record is from RefSeq and is a predicted model, not a curated record. Gene Ontology annotation, cellular component: mitochondrial inner membrane. The transcript is spliced from 8 exons. NCBI's taxonomy places the organism in Eukaryota, Metazoa, Arthropoda, Insecta, Lepidoptera, Pyralidae.